UCUGUGUUUACCCUCAUCUCAGUCCAUCAUGUCUGCCUCGAAAGGUCGUGUUCUGUUGGCCUACUCUGGAGGUCUUGAUACCUCGUGCAUCCUCGCUUGGUUGAUUGAGGAGGGAUAUGAGGUCUACGCUUUCAUGGCCGAUGUCGGACAGGAGGAGGACUUUGAAGCUGCCCGCAAGAAGGCCCUCGCAGUGGGCGCGAAGAAGUUCUUCCUGGAGGACCUGAAGCGAGAGUUCGUAACUGAGCUCAUCUACCCCGCUGUACAGGCAAACUGCAUUUACGAGAACGUCUACUUGCUGGGCACGUCCCUUGCACGUCCCGUCAUUGCCCGGGGCAUGAUGUCCGUCGCAGACAAGGAGGGAUGCGACUAUGUCUCUCACGGCUGCACAGGCAAGGGCAACGACCAAGUUCGCUUUGAGCUUGCCUUCUACGGCUUGAAGCCCGACAUCAAGGUUAUUGCACCAUGGCGCAUCCCUGCGUUCUACCAUCGAUUUGCGGGCCGGCAAGCACUUCUUACGUACGCCGCAGAGAAGAAGAUUCCUGUCCAGCAGACCGCGGCCAAGCCCUGGUCCACUGACGAGAAUCUCUUCCACAUUUCCUACGAGGCAGGCAUCCUCGAGGACCCCGACACGACACCGCCCGCGGACAUGUGGAAGCUCACCACCGCGCCCGAGGAUGCGCCCACCACCCCCGAGCGCAUCUCGAUCGAGUUCGCUCGCGGGCUGCCCGUCAAGGUGACUGUGCCGGCGGAGAACAAGACGUACACGGACCCGGUCGAGGUGUUCCUCGCGCUGAACGCGCUCGCUCGCAAGCACGGCAUCGGGCGUAUUGACAUCGUCGAGAACCGCUUCAUUGGUGUUAAGUCGCGCGGCUGCUACGAGUCGCCCGCUGCGACAAUCUUGCGCGUCGCGCACAUGGACCUCGAGGGUCUUACGCUUGACCGCAACGUCCGCGCGCUGCGGGAUCAGUUCGUUACGAUUGAGCUGAGCCGCAUCCUGUACAACGGCCACUGGUUCACGCCUGAGCGCGAGUUCGUCGUCAGUGCGAUCCCGAGCAGCCAGCGGACCGUCAACGGCCUUGUCCGUCUCAAGCUGUACAAGGGCAACGUCGCAGUCGAGGGUCGCUCGUCUAGCGAGGGGCUCUACGACGAGAAAGAGUCGUCCAUGGAUGAACUUGGUGGUUUCGAGCCGACCGACACCUCUGGUUUCAUCCAAAUUGAGUCGAUCCGCAUUAAGAAGUGGGCGCAGGCCAACAUCCGCAAAGGUCAGGGAGGUAUUGAGCCCAAGGACGUAUACGGCUCUCGCGUUUGAACAGCCCCAAAAUUGAGAUCGCAGCCUCGCCACUAGUCUGUACUUGCUAUAUCCAAUAAAAUCUACGGAACACCGAGCACCGAGCUUCA
This is a messenger RNA of Postia placenta MAD-698-R-SB12, 1398 nucleotides long. RefSeq lists its product as hypothetical. The transcript has 8 exons. Bases 29 to 1309 code for a protein of 426 amino acids. The record is from RefSeq and is a predicted model, not a curated record. Gene Ontology annotation, molecular function: argininosuccinate synthase activity; ATP binding. Lineage: Eukaryota; Fungi; Basidiomycota; Agaricomycetes; Polyporales; Adustoporiaceae. Gene Ontology annotation, biological process: L-arginine biosynthetic process; urea cycle. Gene Ontology annotation, cellular component: cytoplasm.